Micromonas commoda is the source of this 807-nucleotide messenger RNA. RefSeq lists its product with no specific name. The transcript is spliced from 3 exons. Gene Ontology annotation, molecular function: protein kinase regulator activity. Lineage: Eukaryota; Viridiplantae; Chlorophyta; Mamiellophyceae; Mamiellales; Mamiellaceae. The record is from RefSeq and is a predicted model, not a curated record. Gene Ontology annotation, cellular component: protein kinase CK2 complex; cytoplasm. The coding region runs from base 1 to 807 and encodes 268 amino acids.
AUGUCAACUGUUGAAAGAUCGAAUUCAAGGGAUGGCAAUGUAAAUACUUUGGCCGCGACUACAGUUGAUACUAUUGAGGAACGUUUCCCGAACAAGCCGACCUACCUCAAUCAGGACACAGAAUCUACCGACGACGCGUCGACUGGUAACUCUUCAGCGGACGAGGAUGAACAGUCUUGGAUAUCAUGGUUUUGCAGCUUGAAAGGGAAUGAAUUCUUUUGCGAAGUCGAUGAAGAGUACAUUCAGGACGACUUCAAUCUCAGCGGCCUGAGUAGUAUGGUUCCCUACUACGACUACGCGCUUGACCUAAUCCUGGACGUGGAGUCUCCAAAUGAUGACAUGCUGACUGAGCAACAACAUGAACUAGUCGAGUCUGCCGCAGAGAUGUUAUACGGUCUCAUUCAUGCGCGAUAUACUCUCACCAGUCGUGGCAUGGUCGCGAUGCUCGAAAAGUACAAGCAAUGUCACUUCGGUCGUUGCCCGCGUGUCUAUUGUAACAACCAUCCUUGCUUACCUGUUGGUACAUCUGACGUGUUCAGAACAGCUACUGUCAAGAUUUUCUGCCCGAAAUGUGAGGAAAUUUUUUUCCCCCGAAGCAAGUAUCAAGGAAAUAUUGAUGGCGCAUACUUCGGAACUACCUUUCCACACCUCUUUCUCAUGACAUAUGGUUACUUAAAGCCGCAAAAGAGCUCAUCGAUGUAUGUGCCAAAAAUUUUUGGUUUCAAGAUACGAGACCAAAAUGACGGGAACAACCAAUCCAAUGACCGCCAUGAUCUUUUCGGAGAAAAAAUGCACAACCGCAAGUGA